AGUCUGUCUAAACUUGCAUAACCGGUUGAGUUCAAAGUACAGAGAGAGAGAAGAUAAGCAUAGUGUUUGACACAGAAGGGCUGCAACAUUUUAUAAGAGCAGAAAAAUUACAGGAUUUACAGGAACUACAUUGUUUCAACAUAAUGGAAAUCCCAGACUUGUCUUCAAUGAAACUAUCUAGCCGACCUGAGCUGUUUGAUUUUGAGGGUGUUUCUAUGAUCCACUACUUCACUGACAACUGGGAAAAGGUGAAAAACUUUCAAGCAAGACCUGAUGACAUUCUAAUCGCUACUUACCCCAAAGCAGGUACCACCUGGGUGUCAUAUAUUCUAGACCUUCUGUACUUUGAUAACGAUUCUCCAGAGCGCCAGACUUCCCAGCCUAUCUAUAUGAGAGUGCCGUUCCUGGAGUCAUGUUUUAAAGUGAUACCAUCAGGGACAGAACUAGCUGAUAAUCUGCCCACUUCUCCUCGCCUCAUCAAAACUCAUUUACCUGUUCAGCUUGUGCCCAAGUCCUUCUGGGAGCAAAACUCAAGGAUUGUAUAUGUAGCACGGAAUGCAAAAGACAAUGCAGUUUCCUAUUUUCAUUUUGAUCGAAUGAACAUGGGACAACCUGAACCAGGAGACUGGAACACCUUCUUACAGAAAUUUAUAGAAGGAAAGAAAGUGUUUGGUCCUUGGUAUGACCAUGUCAGUGGAUGGUGGGAGAAAAAACAGACUUAUUCUAACUUACUGUACAUGUUCUAUGAGGAUUUGGUUGAAGACACAGGACGUGAGGUGGAACGUUUGAGCUCCUUCUUGGGUUUGUCAGUCUCAACUAAAGAGAGGGAGAAAAUAACAAAAGGGGUUCAAUUCGAUGCCAUGAAACAGAACAAAAUGACCAACUAUUCCACUAUCCCAGUCAUGGACUUCAAGAUCUCACCCUUCAUGAGGAAAGGUAAAGUUGGAGACUGGAAAAAUCAUUUCACUGUAACACAAAAUGAACAGUUUGAUGAAGACUACAAACAGAAGAUGAAGAACACCACUGUCAAGUUCCGCACUGAGAUUUGAUUGUUAUUUAUAUAUCAUUUUUUGAUCUGGGUAUGUGAAAAGUCAGGGGGGGAAAUCUGGGAACGCUGAAUAAAAAUAUCAAUCUGAAUAUUAAUAUUUUAUGUUAAAAUAUAUUCCAGUUAUAUGUACAUAUUCCAUAUGCCAGUGUAAUAUGCAAUAAAGAAAACUAUAAUUGCAGCAUUAACAA
Carassius gibelio (silver crucian carp) is the source of this 1236-nucleotide messenger RNA. RefSeq names its product cytosolic sulfotransferase 3. The coding region runs from base 144 to 1049 and encodes 301 amino acids. Gene Ontology annotation, biological process: sulfation. The transcript is spliced from 8 exons. Gene Ontology annotation, molecular function: sulfotransferase activity. NCBI's taxonomy places the organism in Eukaryota, Metazoa, Chordata, Actinopteri, Cypriniformes, Cyprinidae. Gene Ontology annotation, cellular component: cytoplasm. The record is from RefSeq and is a predicted model, not a curated record.